Babjeviella inositovora NRRL Y-12698 is the source of this 385-nucleotide messenger RNA. RefSeq lists its product as uncharacterized. The transcript has a single exon. The record is from RefSeq and is a predicted model, not a curated record. Lineage: Eukaryota; Fungi; Ascomycota; Pichiomycetes; Serinales. Gene Ontology annotation, biological process: cristae formation. Gene Ontology annotation, cellular component: mitochondrial crista junction; MICOS complex. Bases 1 to 327 code for a protein of 108 amino acids.
AUGGGUGGCAGAAUUCACGGUUUUUUGGGAGGUGUGCUCUUGACAGCUUCCAUUACCUAUUACAAUGGGUAUCAGUUCAAGCAGACCCAAAAGCUUAUCUCACAGUCCUUGCGCGAGUCCAAGACGCUUAUUGACGAGAGAAACAAGCCUGUCGAAAGCGCCUCCAAGAGUCUUGAGUUCUCCUACAGACCGAGUGUCUGGGAGACGGUUGCAGACAUCUGGAACGAUGAGGUCAUCAGAGGUGUCAACUGGGUCUACUCCGUCAAUUGGGCCAAGCUCACCACGGAUGUCGAAGACAAAAUCAGCAAUGCCAUCAACAAAAACUAGACCCUAAGGUCUUAUCCCUAAAUAUGAUAUGAUUAUGAAUAUACUCCGCCUGGGCGAA